GUCAGCAGCGAAAAGCGACAACAGCAACGGCAGGUUGUCAAGUAUCAGUACGUUGAAAGUCAGGAUCGCCAUGCUCGUUAAAUUUUGGAAACAUAUUUUCAUCAUUCUCUUCCUCUUUGGAAUCAUCUUCCUGCUGCGCAACAUCACAUACGAGAACUGGACGAUAUACUCAAUGUCAACACUUCCCAAGUUCCUGAACUGGAACCAGAAUCAAUCGUCAAGACUCCCUGGAAGACACCCGUUGUUUCACCACAAUCGCACCUUCUGUCCACAUUUUGGCCAACCACCAUCACGUGAAGAAGAAAUGGAGGAGCAGGUGCUGUUGGAUUCUAUUGAGUGGCCCCUGCUUCCCUCUGGCUACGCACGACCCAGCUUGUCCCAGACGAGUGACCCAGCCCAUAGUCUGUUUAAGAUCAUAUCAAAAAUUGACCAGCGUUGGUACGUGGGUGACCACCUUGAAGUGCUGGUCCACCUGCAUGACUUCAAGGGCCGACCUAAACGCUAUGGCGGCGAUUUCCUGUUGGCUCGGUUAUAUUCACAAGAGCACGGGGCGGCUGUGGUCGGGCAGGUACUGGACCACAAGGACGGACUUUAUACCGUUCGAUUCCCGUUGCUGUGGGAGGGCUCGGCACAGGUCGAGGUCAUUAUGGUGCACUCAAGUGAGGCCAUCAACGUGCUGCAUCGGCUAAGGGAGAAAAGGCCAGACCGGGUGUUCUUUGGCAGCCUCUUUCGCCGGGGCAAAAAAACUAAGAAAACUGCGUGCGGCAUGUGCCUUCCACAAGACCAAGGAGCACUCUGCAACUACACAGACCUUCACUCUGGUGAGCCAUGGUACUGCUACAAGCCCAAAAAGCUCGGCUGCGACAACAGAAUCAACCAUUAUAAGGGAGGCUACCUCAAAAACGUCAUCAACAAAGAGGAAGCUUUGCUCUUUCAGAGUGGCGUGAAUGUGAAAGUUCCCAUCCACUCUUCUUCAAGAGACACCAUUGAUGUGCUACCUUCAAAGACAGAGAUGAAGGAUUUCAGCCUGAAGACUCAACAAAAUGUGGGGCCUCGAAUAGCGGUGGAUAGCACCCAUGACAUUCUCCUGACGUAUCGCUGCCACGGCCCACCCAUCCGCUUCACCAAUGUCCUGGCUAGCGAAUUGCGCUACAUCGCCAAUGAGCUGGAUGGCCUGGCCGGCGGCCCCCACACAGUAGUGGCAAUGAGCAUCUGGUCUCACUUCAGUACCUUUCCUGUGGAAGUGUACAUACGCCGCCUUCGGCAUAUCCGCAAGGCAGUGGUGCGACUCCUGGGCCGUGCACCGGGGACAUUAGUGGUGGUCCGUACGGGCAACCCUCAGGCCCUGGAAAGGGAUGCCAGCCUGUACAACAGCGAUUGGUUUUCUAUACAACUGGACGUCGUGCUGCGUGCCAUGUUCAAGGAUCUUGACGUUAUCCUGGUGGACGCCUGGCAGAUGUGCGUGGCACACGGCCAACCUCACAAUAUACACCCUCCUCCAGCCAUUGUCAAAAACAUGGUAGACCUGAUGCUUUCCAAUAUUUGUCAUGACUAGACGAGGAGAGGAAAAGAUCAAUCAAUGAUUAGCCAUUGGCAACAUCAUACUGUCUUUGGGCAAAGCGGGGACUUUUAUGUUUUCGCUUUCAGUAUAAUUUGUUAGCAAGAAGCCUGAUUUAAAGUAGGUGCUGACAGGCAGGGAGGACUGGGACAAAUCCCAGGGGGCUGGCCGGCCAGAAGAGUCGAUCCGGUCCGGUUAUGAUUGGAGAUUUGUGUUAUUUAUUGUGAAUUCUGUUUGUUUAUGUUUUACAAUCGAGACCUGUUGAGAAACUAAUUGCUGACUGUGUUCUGUUAGUCCCACCUGUGGUUAUGUGGGCAAUUGCCCGUGCUGUGCAGAGUAUAGCCUAAAUAAUUGUAAAUUGUUGUCAUAACAUUUUGGAUAUUAUCUGAAACUGAGGUUUAUAAGCCCCACAGUAUAGCAAGUGGGCAAUUGCGUGUCAUUUUCAGCACUAUUUUCUGCGUAUGUUCCGGGACCUGUGCCCGUCUCGUCAUCCCUGCACUGUCAUAUGUACUUUGCGUUCCGGCACCUUAUGGUUUACAAAUUAAGCACUGAAUCUGGCACUAGGCAUGUGCCGGUAUGACAUUUUGACGGUACGAUAACCGUGAGCAAAAAUACCGCGGUAUCACGGUAUUGCAAUUAUACCUCCAAAAAAUUUUGAGAUGUAUGGGUUAAAAAAAAAAAAAAUUUCCAUUGAACAGGAUUUUUUUUUCAGACCAUAGUUGCAAAUUGGAACAUGAAUAUAUUGUUAAAAUAAAUAAUCAAUAAAAAAAUAUUUUAAAUGAAAAUUAAACUAAAUAUAACUUAUAGACUAUACUCACAGCCACAGCUCAAGUUGCUCAAGAUUAGAGCAAGAACAAAAUAAUUUGUAUAAAAAAGUAAAAACACUUCUGAAUAAAAAUUUUUGAAAUUUAUACUGCAUGACUUUUUUUUUUAGGGUGGAAAAGCUUAAGUGAAGUUUCGCCAUUUUCAGCCACUGUGUCAACUGUAGUCUACAUGAUGUCAUGCCUUUGUGUUAUAAAGAACAUAAAGAAUUCAUAAGUUACUUAAAAAUGUAUAAGUUAGUUAAAAUGUCAAUAUUGUUGUGGAAAGGUUUCAUCUAAAAAAUAAAAAAUAAACAUUGGGAGUGACACCUCUCCUUGAUCCAGCGAACGUGGAUUUGUGCUUAGGGCAAGAUCAUCUUUCGCAAUUAGCGAUCUUUGACGCUAUCACUUUUUCCCCUUCAUUCAAGCGACUCAAGCUUGUUUUCUCACUCUGCGGCUGUCACACUCAACGAAGUUGCUCUCCCAGGUAAGCCUAGGCUAACAAUCAUCUUUGUAAGCUUUUAGUUAGUUUUUAUAUUGCAUUUGAAAGGAAAAUGUGUGUUUUGUUUUUGGCGAACUUUUUCCAUGGUGCUAGUCUGUUGAAGCUACUCACAUGGAAAAAUCUAAUUGUACAACAUUUUAAAUGUAUUCAUUUUGUAUAUUACACUUACCACGAUUUGAGAGCUCAAUAAAUUGAAGAACAGUACGCCUUAUAUUUGGAGUAUUUGAUUUUGGGUUAGCUGGCUGGCUAGCCGAUAGCGUCACUUUCACACACAGCAACAAACGGGAGGGGGUGAGCGCUGCUGCGCCAAGCCGCUUCUGGCUGCAUUUUUGACACAAGAAAAAUAGCGAAUAUCGUACUACGGUCUGACGGAAAAUUUUAGUGGUUUUGAAACCGCAACGUUUUCACACCACGGUAAACCAUAAAACCGGUAACCGGCACAUGCCUAUCUGGCACCCUGAAGCAAGGGUGAAGGUUUGCAUAGGGACGGUAGGGACAAAACACUCCAAUUGCUCCAAUUGUCCCCACCAACUUUUAAGCUCAUAUAGGUAAUUCAGAUUGUCUUCCUGUAUGUUGUAACGAUAGAAUUGACCCUACCAUUAUAAAAUUGAUUCUUUUCAUUAUUUUAGACUUAUAUUUACACUAGGGCUGUCAAAAUUAUCGCGUUAACGGGCGGUAAUUAAUUUUUAAAAAUUAAUCAUGUUAAAAUAUUUGACUCAAUUAACACACAUGCCCCGCUCAAACAGAUUAAAAUGACAGCACAGUCAUGUCCACUUGUUACUUGUGUUUUUUUGUCGCCCUCUGCUGGCGCUUGGGUGCGACUGAUUUUAUGCAUUUAAGCACUAUGUGUAAUUAUUGACAACGAUGGCAAGCUACUAGUUUAUUUUUUGAUUGAAAAUUUUACAAAUUUUAUCAAAACGAAAACAAUAAGAGGGAUUUUAAUAUAAAAUUUCUAUAACUUCUACUAACAUUUAUCUUUUAAGAACUACAAGUCUUUCUAUCCAUAACAGAAUGUUAAUGUUAAUGCUAUCUUGUUGAUUUAUUGUUAUAAUAAACAAAUACAGUACUUAUGUACAGUAUGUUGAAUGUACGUAUAUAUCCGUCUUGUGUCUUAUCUUUCCAUUCCAACAAUAAUUUACAGAAAAAUACGGCAUAUUUUAUAGAUGGUUUGAAUUGCGAUUAAUUACGAUUCAUUAAUUUUUAAGCUGUGAUUAACUUGAAUAAAAAUUUUAAUCGUUUAACAGCCCUAAUUUACACCCUUAUCACUUGCUGAAUGGGCCAGUCCAUGUUUUUUUCCUCAAACGCAUGUUUCAUGGGCUGAUGUUUUGACCCCUUCCCCCCAAACCCCCCCACAUCCACACUCUCGCAGUACAGAAUUACGUUACAUGUCCACAUGCCGCCUUCUCCGCCCGCUUCGAAGAGGAGGGUUAUUAGAAGUUUUUUUUCGGCCAGCAGCCACUGUAAGUAAUGUUAACAGUCAUUGUUGGGUGGGAAAUGGUGGGGAUCACUAAUUUUGCUUCUGAAAGUCUGACCUGCAUCACAGUUUAGUAUUACCAUUACAUUGAACUGUGAACUGUGAGUAGAAGCUGCUUCCGGAGAAGUGCCCUCCUGUUUUUGUAUUCUACUAUGUUAACGUUAAUUAAACUGAGAAAUAUAGUAAACUCUGCUCAGCUGUAAGAAAUAUAGUGAACCAAUGUUUACACCCUUCUCCCCAGUUUUCAUUUUUAUUUUGCUUAUAUGGUCUUAAAGCAG
Molecule: messenger RNA, 4612 nt
Organism: Corythoichthys intestinalis (scribbled pipefish)
Lineage: Eukaryota; Metazoa; Chordata; Actinopteri; Syngnathiformes; Syngnathidae
Product: NXPE family member 3-like
Exons: 4
Coding region: 71-1555 (494 amino acids)
Source: RefSeq, a predicted model, not a curated record